This is a messenger RNA of Jatropha curcas, 927 nucleotides long. RefSeq names its product thylakoid lumenal 17.9 kDa protein, chloroplast. The record is from RefSeq and is a predicted model, not a curated record. Lineage: Eukaryota; Viridiplantae; Streptophyta; Magnoliopsida; Malpighiales; Euphorbiaceae. Gene Ontology annotation, cellular component: chloroplast thylakoid lumen.
UAUUUGGUCUGGUCAAGAGAGAGAACUUGGAAGCUGGUUGUUGGACAAGGAUGAGUUUGAUAGGCCAUGUCGUUCCUCCACGUCCUUCCGCCUCCUCCAAGAACCCAAUCCAGAAAGUCUCUCCUCGUUUCCAUUUCUUAAACUUCAGUUUAGAAAUUCCUACCCCAAAACCAAUUCUCCUCACUAACCUACUGUCAUUAGCUCUGACAGUGACCUUAAAUUCUCCAUUACCUUCUUUGGCUAUCCCUUCUCCGAAUUCUCUAUCUUCUCCUGUCAUUCCCACCACUCCAUUUUCUCAAUCCAAGAACUUGAUCCUUGGACCAGAAGAUGGGAAAAUUAGGCCUUGUCCAUCCACAAAUCCAAGUUGUGUAUCAACAAAUCCGAAAUCUUCAUCAUUUGCAUUCCCAUUGACAAUUCCUGAUGACUCCACAGAUAAUGCAAUUCAGAAAUUGCAGGAAGCAAUCUUGAAAACACAGAGAAAUGCAAAAAUUCAAGUAAUUGAAGAUGCUCCAAAUGGUACAUAUUUACAAGCAGAAGUUGAUGGAGGAUUUGGCAGAGAUGUGCUUGAAUUUCUGGUAAAAGGAGACGUGGUUGCUUAUAGGUGUAUGGCCACAAAAGUUACCUAUGUGUAUCCCUUUACUACAGCUUUAGGAGAUUCAAAAGGACAGGAGGAAAGAAUGAAGAAAAUUAUAGAGCAAUUGGGAUGGUAUGCUCCAAGUUUUGAUUCUAUGGAUUAGAUUAAUUUAACCUUACAUAUCCAUUUGCUUCAUAUUAUGGAUUGAAUGACUUGGGUGAUAUUGAAAUUUGAGUUGAGUCAGAUUUGGUUCACUGCUCAGAUAAACUCUGUAACUUCUAUUCAAUUUGUAAACUCAUAAAUUGAAUAUGAAAACAAAACUCAACCAAGAUCACAUCUUUAUAGAAACAAAA